Messenger RNA from Clunio marinus, 1257 nucleotides. NCBI's taxonomy places the organism in Eukaryota, Metazoa, Arthropoda, Insecta, Diptera, Chironomidae. The record is from the annotation of a GenBank genome assembly.
AUGAAUACAAAUGAUGAAAGUGAGAUUCUAUCAAAAAAACCAAAAAUAGACAAUACAAUGACUGAUGAAAUAAUUGAGAGUUGUCAACAUUGGGUAAUCCGAAAGAAGAGAUUUUGUAAAAUGACUGUUGGUAAAGGAAAGAAAUUUUGUGGUGAACAUUCAGCAACUGAAUCAAAUUCUCAUGAAGUCAAUCGUGUUGUUUGUCCACUUGAUCCUAAACACACAGUUGAUAAAGCUAAAUUGCAGAAACAUUUGAAAAUUUGCAAUGCCAAACAACCACAAAUUCUUCCUCCUUACAUUACAUUAGCUUGUAAUAUUGGUGACUCAACUAUAGAAAAUGGAGACAGUUCUUUUCGAUUACAAGAUCUCCCUUCUGAAUUAAUUGAAGGAAUAGUAAAGAUUAUUGAUGACCUUUUCACAAGCAAAGUUGAUAAAUUGUGUGAUCUUAAAUUAUGUACACAUGAAAUAUUAGCUGAUGAACUUUCUAAAGAAGAGUAUGGAAGUGAGAAAAGAAAACACUUAAUACAAACUUCAGCGAUCCUCGGAAUCAUGAAAUCAGAAGAAUUUUUCAAUCCACAAACAUGCAUCAUCGAAUAUGGAGCAGGCAAAGCUGCAUUGACGUUUUGGCUUUCAAAAAUUGUAGAAAAUAUCAAAGACAACAAAAUUAUAGUGAUUGACAAGGCAUCACAUCGCCAUAAGAAAGAUAAUUUAAUUAAAAAUCGUGAUAUGGUUGAAAGAGUUCGUGCUGAUAUCGCUGAUCUUAAUUUAAAAGGCUUGAAGAUGGAAGAUAAAUAUAAAUCAUUUGUUGGAGUCUCUAAACAUCUGUGUGGUGGUGCUACAGAUCUUACACUGCGUUGCAUAAUUCAAGGAAAUGAAUCCUCAAUGAAGACAAGAGAUUUCAUCAUUUGCACUUGUUGUCAACAUCGAUGUUCCUGGGGAACUUUUGUCGGCAAAGAUUGGCUUUUGGCUAACGGGAUCGAUCAAAAAUCUUUUGAAAUCAUCAUUAAAAUGGUUGGAUGGUAUGUUUGUGGUGAUGGAUUAAGUCGAAAUAAGCAUGAACCAGCGACAGAAGAAAAAGAACAAAAAAGAAAAUCUAAAGCCGAGAUUGGAUGGAAAUGUAAAAGAAUUCUUGAUCAUGCUCGUGUUCAAUAUAUGAUUAAGAAUAAUUAUGAUGCCAGAAUGUGCUACUAUGUGGACGAGAGUGUAACACUUGAGAAUGUUUGUAUAAUAGGAAAAUAUCAAGAUAGCGGAAUCUAG